AAAAAAAAUAAAAGAAAAAAGUUUCUUCAUACUUGGUACGUAGAAGAGAGGUGAGAGCACAGUAAUCCAACAAUUUCAUAUUCAUCUCCGUUCUUUUUCUCUUUCAAUUAUAACCAAGUUCUAAACACGAAAAUGGCUGAGGCACUCAUCUCUGUGCUUCUGGAGCAAUUGGCUUCAGUAGUAUAUAAACACACAAAUGAAGCGGUGAAACUGGUUUUGGAUGCUGAGAAAGACGUUAAAAGUUUCAGCAGCAAGCUCAAAGCUAUCCAGGCUGUGCUUGAGGAUGCAGAGAAGAAACAAGUGAUGGAGGCUAGCGUGGGAGACUGGUUGAAGAAGCUGAAAGAUGUGUCGUACGAGAUGGACGAUGUGCUAGAUGAGUGGAAUACUGAAAUUCUCAGACGACAGGUGGAGGAGAUGCAAGACAAGGAAGGAGAAAAUGCUCUUGUUACCAAGAAGAAGGUAUGUUUCCCCAAGCCAUCUGAUUGCUUUUGUUUUGGCCAAGCCAAUAAGGUCAUUCAUCAUCAUAGAAUAGCUAGAAGGAUAAAGGAACUGAAUGAGAAGUUGACUUUGAUUGCUGCUGAAAGAGAAAUGUAUGGCUUUCAUCAAUCCACAAUAGGUGGCCAUGAUGAUCAACAGCUUAUUCAACGGCAGAAAACUUCAUCUUUGGUCGAUAUAUCUAUGAUAUUUGGCCGAGAAGUAGAAAAAGAGUCUUUGUUGAGCAAGUUGUUGAGAGAGAGUAACCAGGAUGGGGGGAGUAGCCAAGAAGGCAAGCGGUUCCUUGUCAUCCCUAUUGUAGGGAUGGGAGGGAUGGGGAAAACUACUCUUGCCCAAUUAGCCUAUAAUGAUGAAAAUGUUACAGCCUAUUUUGAUAAGAAAGUAUGGGUUUGUGUCUCAGACCCUUUUGACGAGAUUAAAAUUGCCAAAGCGAUCAUUGAGAGUCUAGAUAAAAAUGAAACCCAAAGAAAUUCAGAUGAGUUGGAAACCCUACUCUUAUGCAUAAAGACUCAUGUUGAGAGUAAGAAGUUUCUCCUAGUCCUAGAUGAUGUGUGGACCGAAGACAAAACCAAGUGGGAAAGUUUGAAAUUAUCAGUAAUAAUGCAAAGUUGUGAAGAAGGGAGUACAGUACUGGUUACCACGCGAAAACAAGGGGUUGCUGAAAUGAUGAGAGCAACCAGUAGCAUGAUCCAUUUAGACAAGUUGAGUGACAAGGAUUGUCUAGCAUUGUUCAAUAGCAUUGCAUUUUUGGAUAGGGAAGAAGAUAAGGCUAAUGGGUUUGGAGUGAUUGGUGAGGAAAUUGUGAAAAAGUGUAACGGUUUGCCUCUUGUUACAAAGACUUUGGGUAGUCUAUUGUGGCAUAAGAAAACAAGAGAGGAAUGGCGGGAUGUACUAAAUAGUCAGAUAUGGGAAUUAGAAGAAGUUGAGGAACAAGUUUUUCGACCACUGUUACUUAGUUAUUAUGAUUUGACCCCUGCACUCAAAAGGUGUGUUUUGUAUUGUGCACUAUUCCCAAAAGAUUAUAUGUUCGAUAGAGAUAAUUUGAUUGAGCUUUGGAUGUCACAAGGUUAUCUUAAUUCAAAGGAAAACAAAAAAAUGAGAAGAAAAAGUCAAAAUUAUUUUGAGAGUCUAGCAAUGCGGUCUUUCUUUCAAGAUUUUGACAAAGAUGACUUGGGAAAUAUUAUAGGGUGCAAAAUGCAUGACAUUGUCCAUGACUUUGUGCAGUUUCUCAGUAAAAAAGAAUGCAUGAUAAUAGAAGUUGUUGAGAGUGCUACUAAAAAAAUGGACCUAUCAGGUGAUAAGGUUCGUCAUUUGACUUUAGUGAGUGUACCCGAAGGUCCACUUCCUACUUGGUGUUUUGGGUGUAAAAAUAUGCGUAGCCUUACACUCCUUAAUUCAAAAAUUACAGCCAUAAGCCCCGGUUCAAUUUUGCAAAUGAAAUGCCUCAGGACAUUGAAUUUGCGUGGUAACAAGCUCAAUGAAGUUCCAAAAGAGAUUGGUGAAUUGAUUCAUUUGAGAUAUAUGAAUUUGUCUAGGAGUGGUAAUUUCAAAGAAUUACCGGAUGCUGUGUGUGAUUUAUACAAUCUACAAACUCUGGACGUUUCGUGCUGUGAUCAACUAGAGAAACUACCCAAGGCAAUGGGAAAGUUGAUUAACUUGAAGCAUCUACAUGUUUGGGGUUGUGAGGAGCUGAGGUACUUACCGAAAGGGAUUGGGAGUUUGAAAAGUCUGCAAGUACUGGACUGGUUUUAUCUAUGUGAGGGUGAUGAUGAAGCAUUGAAAUUAGGAGAUCUCGGAAUCAUGGACCAGCUUCAGGGGAGCCUUUUUAUAGAUGGAUUGGGGAAUAAGGAAGAUGCGAGUGAGAUUGAGAAAGCACAGUUGGGGAAUAAGGAGCACCUCUCUCAUUUGGGAGUAGUUUUCCAGGUCGGAGAUGAAGAUGGAGAGCAGAGAAAAGGUGAUGAAGAAAUACUGAAUGCAUUGCAACCGCAUCAAAAUUUGGAAUAUCUUGUGAUUGGGAAUGGCCAUGCCACCAUCGAGUCUCUCUAUCGGAUCAAGUCUCUACACAAUUUGAGAAAACUUCAUCUCUAUAAUUGGCGAUUCUGGGAAGUUUUGCCUCCUCUUGGAAAAUUGCCAUCGCUUGAAAUUCUGGAGAUAUGGGCGAUGAAGAAAGUGAAAAAGGUAGGAGUUGAAUUUCUGGGAAUAGAAGAAGAAGAAGAAGAACAAGUCUCAGGAAUUCUAUUCCCCAAAUUGAAACAACUCUGGUUUUUUGCCCUGAAGAACUGGGAAGAGUGGGCCUUUCUUUCUGAAAUCACAAUAAUGCCACGCCUUUCUGAGUUGCUAAUUGAGAGUUGCCCAAAGCUAAAAGCACUGCCAGACUUCCUCUACAAGAUACCAGCACUGCGUACUUUGGAGAUCAAGGGUUGUCCAAUUCUGGAAGGAGAAUACGAAAAAGGAGUGGCACAACAUUUCUCACAUCCCAAACCUCACAAUUCGAAGUUACUGAACAGGAGGAAAUUUUCAAGCGGUUGCAAACCAUAAACUGGCUCUUCCUCCAUCCUUGUUCAGAGCAAAUCAUUUUGCCUUCGACCAACAUGUGCUUCAUCUCUUUACUUGGCGUGCUUCUGAAUGAUGGGCUUCCAUGUCCUCUCAUGGAUGCACACCGCACUCAGGUCUGAAUGAUGCUUCAUGAAGAACUUGCAAAUGCAAAUGGAAUGUGUGCAAGUCCAAUCAGGAUAUGGGAACCAACCCAACAGAGAGUGAAGUUCUCCGGACAGAGAAUCUUUAGUUACACUUAAGGACUGCAUUGAAGCUUCUAGGACUAAGAAUGUCAUUGGAGUUGUCAAGCUGAUGAAGCUCUCUAGAUAGCAAAGGUCAUGACUGAAUUAACUUGUGAAGUUGGAGUUCAUCCAGUCUGAUGUCUCAUGCAACAUGUUGGGGGUAUGGACUAUUCUUCAGUAGCUUAAAUAUUUCAAAGGUGGAGAAAUAAAUCUGAUUUUGAUGAACACAUUCUAAGCAAGACGAAAUAUGUAUCAGGCGGACUUUCACCACAAAUGAAAUUUGGAUUAUGCAUCACAUGGUCUUUCACCAUAAAGGAAAUUUGGAAUGCAUUUAACUGAUUGAAGUGGCCCUUAGCUAAACUAGGUGCAUGUUAACGAUCCACAUGUUCAGUGAUCCAUUGCCAUACUUUAAAGGCUUUAAUUUAAGCACUUUUUAGUUGUCAAAUUAUCUAAUUUUUAUUAGGUUUGACAACUAAUUUCCAUGGCAUAUGGGUUUUCUUUUCUUGGGCUGAGGCUUUCUUUGGAAUGGAUACAGAUGCGAAUCGGAAGCUUUUUGUACAAUCUGCAUCCUAACAAUAAACAUGGAGCUGGAGAAAUGGCGUUUCUGUAGCUGUACUCAGUGGACAUCCUCUGUAGUCACUAUUAAACCAUUCCACCUCCCUAUCAUGAAAGAUGUUAAAAGGUUUAGGUUCUGAAGCUUGAUAAGUGCAUUACUAGGACAAGGGAUGUGAAGAUACAAAAUCAGUUGAAGUUAAAUGGUGGUUCAGUAAUAGGAGCUACGGGAUGCUUUUGAGCGGUUGAGGAUUGUCAAGCGGUGGAUUACACCAUAAAGGAAAUUUCAGAGGCAAUAAUUUGGAAAUUUAGACCUCCAAGACCUGAUGAUGAUCCCCCAGUAGGCCUUAUGCUUCUAAAACUUGGAGGCUUAAAACCAUAGGCAUAAAAUGUCGCCAGGCUACAUUUAUGAACCACUUUGAAGCUUCAAGGGCCAAGAAUGGCAUUGGAGUUAUCAAGAUGAUUAAGUGCUACAUAGGUAGGAUGGAUUGUCGAGCAGUUGUACACACCGCAAAAAACUUGGUACCCAUUUGACUCGUUGAAGUGUCUCUUACCUAAAUCUAGGCUGAAGCUUUUUGUUGAAUGGAUGCCGAUUGCUAGAAAAGAACUUGGAAGCUAUUUGUGCAAUCUCUAUCUUAACAAUAAGCAAGCAACCAGUUGUUUGUGCAAUCUGUAUCUGAACAAUCAGCAAGUAGCCGGUAAAUGUUGCUCUGAAAGAUUUGGUGGACAUCCUCUUACUCAAACUCUGCCAACAUCACCGUCCCAGGAUAUCUCACCAAAUGACAUGUAUCUACUACAUUCACUGCAUUGAAGCAUCGAUCACGGAGUAGGAAGGGAGCUGAGAAGCUGAUGAGGUGUCACUUAGGCUGAAGUCUUUUGUGGAACUGAAGCUGAUUGGGAUUUGAGGCAGAAGCCAAGUUCAAUGAUGGUUAACUUUGCUAUUGAGGUAGAACCCUCUGCUGUUGUUGAUGGCAUCAAACUGGCUUGUCAGUUAAAUCUGGAAAGUGUAGUGACUCGCAGCAGUUGAUUGCAGCACCGAACAAUUGAUCGAAUCGAUAUAGGUAGUUGGAGGAUUUAUCUUUUUCUCAUUGAUUUCCAUCAUCAACUGAGUCUUGUGGUUGUCGAUUUAUCCUGAAGCAAAUUGUGCUACUGAUGUGGCCGCUAAGCUUGCCAAAUCAAGGUUUUUCAAAGCAAACUAAAAACAAAGAAGCUUAAAGAAGGAAAUGACGUGGAAUUAUAAAGCAUCCGGAUUCAUUCAAGAAUCCUUGAUGGACCAAUGAUAGCUUAAUCAAUGAAGCUACAUAAAAGAUGGAGUCAAAUUCAGCAAAAUUAAUGAUGUGGCAAAUUCUCAUUGGAUGAGUGAUGUCAAUCAUUGAUGGACCAAUCGGAAAAUUAGUCAGAGACUUUUUUUGAAGCAAGGAGUUAGAGAUCCACAAGAAAACAAAGAAGAAAGGUCUUGGACCAGAAUAAAGAGCCGUUGGAUGUUAGAAUCAAAACCUGCAUGUGACACAUAAGAAAAGCAAGAAACCAUUCAAACUAUUCAAGGAGAAGAAGAAAAAGCUUGAAGCCCCAAAACGAUUGAUCUCUGCCUUUUGACGAUCGAUCGUUCAUCCUGUUUUCAUCAUCUUUUCGAUAUUUGUUUCUCUCUCUACCAUAUAUGACUUUAUUUUGUGUGUCAGUUUACUCAGUUAACAUUAUGAGUAGCUAAAUUUCCUACAGUUAGGGGCUUUCAGCACUAAACAUGAUGUGAUUUAUGAUAUUGGCAUUUAUUAAUAUAUUUCCUGAA
This is a messenger RNA of Rosa chinensis, 5610 nucleotides long. Its product is annotated as putative disease resistance protein RGA4. Gene Ontology annotation, biological process: defense response to other organism. Gene Ontology annotation, molecular function: protein binding; ADP binding. The record is from RefSeq and is a predicted model, not a curated record. The transcript has 15 exons. The coding region runs from base 133 to 3033 and encodes 966 amino acids. NCBI's taxonomy places the organism in Eukaryota, Viridiplantae, Streptophyta, Magnoliopsida, Rosales, Rosaceae.